AUGGGCCCGGCGCACACAUUAGAAAACGGCGGGGCAAGGACCGCGCAUUCAAGCGACCCGCCUCGGGUCUCCUUUCAACAACCAGAAAAAUAUACCACCACUCACCCCGACUACCCAAUAUCUCAAAACGGGCCCACUAGGGACGACGCCGGCGUGAUAUCUCCUGAAGUUUCUGCGCUGCUAGAAAGAGAAGGUGCAGACAUCGGGCUAGAAGUAGACGACAACGACGACGACGACGACGAAGACGAAGACGGUGAUUACGGCGAGGGAGAGGCUAUGGACCAUGAUGCAGCUCGAUCAGUGUACGCCAUGAGCAUGUGCCCCGGCGCGGGGUCUACCUUUCAGGCUGAGCACGGUUACGAGAACGGGCAAGAUGCAGCUACUAUUGAUUCUGCACGGACCUUGUACGCCGACGACUUCGACUUUGUUAUGGAAAACGGCCGCCAAUAUUGCGGCGACUACUUCCUACCCAUCGACCAAACGGAACAGACGCGGCAGUACGUCAUCCACCAGGUUUUCCUCAAGGUGUUCGACCUCGAGCUGACAACGGUCCCGCUCGACAAGCCGACAUACAUCCUCGAUGUCGGCACCGGGAUAGGCGAGUGGGCAAUUGGUAUGGCGGAGAAGUAUCCGCAGUGCGAGGUCUUCGGCACCGACAUUGCCCCCAUCCAACCGACCCAACAAGUCCCCUUCAACAUCGAGUUCCAUAUCGAAAACGCCGAGGACGAAUGGAUCCGUCCCAACAACGCUGUCGAUCUGGUGCACUUCCGUAACAUGGAAGGCGCCUUCUCCGACUGGCCCUUCAUCUACGGCCAAGCAUUCGCCUGUCUCAAACCAGGAGCCUGGAUUGAGAUUAUGGAAUGGGAAGAUUUCUUCUCCACGAAUAACUUCCUCUCCUUCUUCGCGGACAAGUCGGCGCCACACGUGCUGUUCCGUGCGAUCCUUGAUGCCGCCGAGGUGGCCGGCCGUCCGCGCGACUCACGGGCUCUUCGCCGAGAGCAGCUCGCGGCCGCAAAUUUCAUCGAUAUCCAGGAGACAGUGCACGACUUGGGUAUCGGCGCACGCGAGAGCAGCAGCUACGGGAAAUUCUGGCUCUUCUCCAUCAUCACGGGCGUCGAGGCCGCAUCGAUGCGCCUGUUGACCAGGUACCUCGGCUGGGACCCGAACGACGUGCAUGAGCUGUGCGAGAAUGUUGCCGACGAGAUCAAGGCCAUUUCCGAGGACCCGGAUAGGGCGGAAGCCUUUGUCGUCAAGCUCCGUGUUACUAUUGGGAGGAAACCCACGAAUCAAGCUGGGGUAGGGAGGAGUAGGGCCGAGGAUAGCGGGGGCAAUGGGCGGAAUAGUGAAGAUGAGAGCACCAUCGGGGCGAGGACGAUACGAUCCGAAGCAACGGCAUGA
Messenger RNA from Dichotomopilus funicola, 1398 nucleotides. RefSeq names its product S-adenosyl-L-methionine-dependent methyltransferase. Bases 1 to 1398 code for a protein of 465 amino acids. The record is from RefSeq and is a predicted model, not a curated record. The transcript has 2 exons. Lineage: Eukaryota; Fungi; Ascomycota; Sordariomycetes; Sordariales; Chaetomiaceae.